This is a messenger RNA of Emiliania huxleyi CCMP1516, 607 nucleotides long. RefSeq lists its product as hypothetical. The transcript has a single exon. The record is from RefSeq and is a predicted model, not a curated record. Bases 33 to 521 code for a protein of 162 amino acids. NCBI's taxonomy places the organism in Eukaryota, Haptophyta, Isochrysidales, Noelaerhabdaceae.
CACCGCUUGCGCGGCCGCCCACGCGGUUGGCAAUGCAGGAGGACGCGCUCGCCAGCCUCUUUGAGGACAAGCCGCCCGCGUCGUGGUCUUCGCCAGAGUGGCAGUGGGGCUCGGCGGCCGGCGCAGCGCACGAGGUCGCGGCACGGGUGCGGGAGGACCUCAACAAGCCUCACCGACGCUCCGCCUUUCUCACUUAUGCAAAGGCAGACGAGCCCGCAGUCGACCUCGUGGACCUCAAGAUGGCGCUGGCGCUCGCGUGCCAGCGGGCGCGAAACUACGGCUGCGACGAGCCCGACCGCCGGUGGGAGGCGCUGAUGGAGGAGAUGGCAGCCUGCAAGUACGAACGCAUGGAGGAGGACGCCACGGGCAAGGUCGUGCCCACGAUUGACGUCACCGCGCUCGCCGAGGCGGUCAACGGGAGGCUGCCCACGCCGUUUGGCGCCGCGGUGCUUUCGGAGCGGCCCGUCUCUGUCAUCGCAGAGGGCCUCGUCGCGCUGGACUUCGUCGAGAAGGGGUGCUAGUGAGCGGGGCUGCGAGCGGCCGGAGCGGCACGCUGCCCAGCGCGGAGGUUGUGCGUAUAUUUUAUUCAUUUACCCUCGCUGCAGCC